Synchytrium microbalum is the source of this 672-nucleotide messenger RNA. RefSeq lists its product as uncharacterized. The record is from RefSeq and is a predicted model, not a curated record. Lineage: Eukaryota; Fungi; Chytridiomycota; Chytridiomycetes; Synchytriales; Synchytriaceae. Bases 1 to 672 code for a protein of 223 amino acids. The transcript is spliced from 5 exons.
AUGGCGGAGGACACCAAACCACAGCUUAAAGGCAACCUGAUCAAAGAAAAUCCGAAUCUGGAUGCUGCUUUAACAACGUUGGUUGAGGCAUUCUACGAUGAUCCAGCAUCAGCCUAUUUCAGACGUGGUUUGAAGGGCAAGAGACUCGAGAGAUAUAACAAAGUGUUUUUUGCAGGGUUUGCUCGUGUUACUGCACUUCAAGGAAUGUUGUACGAAGUCGACAACUACUCAAACAUAUGCAUGUGGUUCCCUCCACACAUAUCCCUUGACUCGAACAUGUUUGCAACAGGCCUGCUUUUCGACAUUUUGCAAAUCCCGUUUAAAGUUACGGCAAGAAGUAUGUUUAAUUAUAGCCCAAAGGCCGACAAAGCAAAAGCCAAAUACUUCAAGAGCAUCGACUACGACUAUAAGACAAAGGGAUUAUACUACCUGCUUAUGACUGGAACAAGAAAUGAUAAGCGUGGAAAAGGCUUGUUAAAGUACAAUAUGCUGCCAGUGCUGGAAAAAGCAGACGAGGAAGGAGUUGCCUGCUAUCUUGAGAGUUCUAAACCGUCUAAUAUCCCAAUUUAUGAACGAUUCGGUUUCAAGGUAGUAGACAACUUCGAGUUAAAGGACAAGUUUGCCACCGUCCCCAUUGCUUGCAUGGCACGUUUACCUCCUGUAAAGUCGUAA